AUGAAGUUUCUCAUCUUUGCCACUCUUCUUCCAUUGGUGCUGGCUUGUACCAAUCCAAACUCAGAUGCUUGUGCCUCUGCAGUCAGUGUGUUAGGGCAGGCCUUCUGUGCUACAUAUACCACAAAAGUCAACACAGCCACGACAUCGCUGCCAGCAUGGGCAAGCGCCUGCUCGAAUAAGCCCACCAAGAUCUCCAGUGUGUGUACUUGCUUCGCGACGGCAACUGCACCGGCAACCGCAACUCCAACGACAUUAAAAACUAGUACGACGGCAACAAAGGUCACAACGACGACAUCAGCCCCUGGUGGUGGUGGUGGAACUGCUUGCACUGUGACCGCUUAUGCUUCAAUCUCCGCUGCCGUUGCAUCAUGCUCAAACAUUGUUUUAUCCGGAAUUUCUGCUCCCGCCUCUAGCUCAAUUGAUUUAUCAAAGUUGAAGACUGGUGCGGCAGUUACCUUCUCUGGCACAACUACCUUUGGGAAAACGUCAAGCAAUGACUUCAACCCCAUCGUUAUUUCUGGUACCGAUAUUACCAUCACGGGAUCAGCUGGCCAUGUUAUUGAUGGAAACGGCCUGGCGUACUGGGAUGGUCAGGGUUCAAAUGGAGGUGUCGCAAAGCCAGACCAUUUUAUUGUCGCAAAAAACUUGAAGAACGCAGUAUUUUCUAACUUAAACAUUAAAAACUGGCCAGUCCACUGCUUUGAUAUCACCGGUGGAGACACUAUUACGCUAAGCAACAUUCAUCUUGAUAACACGGCGGGAAAUGCUGCAAAUUCUGCAAGUGGCGGCCUUCCUGCCGCUCACAACUCGGAUGGAUUCGAUAUUUCGGGAACAUCUAAUCUCAUCUUGGAGAAUUCGUAUGUUAAUAACCAAGAUGACUGUGUAGCUGUCACCAGUGGAACCAACAUCCUUGUGUCGGGAAUGACCUGCAUUGGUGGUCACGGACUGAGUAUUGGGUCCAUCGGAGGGAAGAGCAACAAUGUAGUAGAUGGAGUGACGUUCCAAGAUUCGACCAUUUCUAAUAGUCAGAAUGGAUGUCGAAUCAAGUCUAACUCUGGCACGACUGGAGCUGUCAACAACGUCACAUAUAGCAACAUUAUACUGUCGGGGAUUACCUCAUAUGGUAUUGAUGUGCAGCAGGAUUAUUUGAACGGUGGGCCGACGGGUGACCCAACAAACGGUGUCACUAUUUCCAACAUAAAAUUCAUCAACGUGAAAGGCACCGUGAGUUCGAGUGCGUAUAAUUAUUAUAUCCUCUGUGGCUCUGGAAGUUGCUCUGGCUUUACUUUUACUAGUGACAGCAUUACUGGUGGUAAGACGAGUUGCAACUAUCCUUCAUCUGGAUGCCCUAGUUAG
Molecule: messenger RNA, 1356 nt
Organism: Pseudogymnoascus verrucosus
Lineage: Eukaryota; Fungi; Ascomycota; Leotiomycetes; Thelebolales; Thelebolaceae
Exons: 5
Coding region: 1-1356 (451 amino acids)
Biological process (GO): pectin catabolic process
Cellular component (GO): extracellular region
Molecular function (GO): polygalacturonase activity
Source: RefSeq, a predicted model, not a curated record